UCUAUUGAAUCAAAUCGUAGACAACUCCACCGAACCGAAGCAGCCAUUUUAGCAUCUCCGCAGAACAGAAGGCGAACGGAGACAUUUGCGACUUUUGAAUAAAAAGAUUGGAAGAAAAUAAGUGUUGAUAUUUUUCUUUGGGAAGAGAAAUUGAACGGCCGAAUGACGUUGGGAGUGACAGCAAUCAUGGCUCGGAGGCUCUUGUAUUCACAUUUACCUUCCAUGCACGCAUCUAAGCUUCUUCUCUCUCGCCAGAUGAGCAUGGAGGCUCAAGGAGUUGCUGGUAAGCUCAAGAGUUCUGGUAUAUUGCGAACUCAAGGUCUAAUAGGAGGAAAAUGGAUCGAUGCAUAUGAUAAGAAGACUAUCAAGGUUAACAAUCCAGCGACUGGUGAAAUCAUAGCUGAUGUCCCAUGCAUGGGGGGAAGGGAGACCAAUAAUGCUAUAUCAUCAGCGUAUGAUGCCUUUAAUUCUUGGAGUAAACUUACAGCUACUGAGAGGAGCAAAUGCCUGAGGAAGUGGUAUGACCUACUAAUUGCACACAAAGAAGAGAUUGGACAACUAAUAACCUUAGAACAAGGAAAACCUUUGAAAGAGGCCAUGGGUGAGGUUGCCUAUGGGGCCAGUUUUAUUGAGUUCUCUGCGGAGGAGGCAAAACGUAUAUAUGGGGAUAUAAUUCCAGCGACUUUAUCUGAUCGUCGGUUGUUUGUACUAAAGCAGCCUGUAGGAGUUGUUGGUGCCAUUACACCUUGGAACUUUCCGUUGGCAAUGAUUACUCGGAAGGGUGCUGUAAAUGUGGUUAUGGGAAAUGCUCCUGAAAUUGGGGAUGCUUUAGUUGCAAGUUCACAGGUAAGAAAGAUCACAUUCACCGGAUCAACUGCAGUUGGGAAGAAGUUGAUGGCAGGGGCUGCAGGGACUGUUAAGAAGUUAUCUCUUGAACUUGGUGGAAAUGCACCCUGCAUAGUCUUUGAUGAUGCAGAUUUGGAUGUGGCUGUAAAAGGAGCGCUGGCAGCGAAGUUCCGCAAUAGUGGGCAGACAUGUGUUUGCGCCAACCGAGUGAUUGUGCAAGAUGGUAUCUAUGACAAAUUUGCAGAUGCUUUUUCAAAAGCAGUAGAGAAACUGCAAGUAGGGAUGGCUUUACUGUAUUCCCUUAACUAUGGUUUGCAGGUUGAAUCAUUCGUCGAAGAUGCUAUGUCAAAGGGAGCAAAAAUCCUUCUUGGUGGUAAAAGACAUAGCCUUGGAAUGACAUUUUAUGAGCCUACUGUUAUUGGUGAUGCCAAGAAUGAGAUGCUUAUUUCUAGAGAGGAGGUGUUUGGACCUGUGGCACCUCUUUUGCGGUUUAAAACUGAGGAGGAAGCAAUUCAGAUUGCUAAUGACACAAAUGCAGGGUUAGCUGCAUACCUAUUUACAAACAAUGUUCAACGUACAUGGCGUGUCUCUGAGGCUCUUGAAUAUGGAAUUAUUGGUGUAAAUGAAGGGCUAAUUUCAACAGAGGUUGCUCCAUUUGGAGGUGUCAAACAAUCCGGUCUUGGAAGGGAAGGAUCCAAAUAUGGGAUGGAUGAAUAUCUAGAAUUAAAAUACGUAUGCUUGGGGGAUAUGAACAGAAAAUAGUGUGCAAGGUAGGUUAAUGGGGGAGAGUGCAGUCUCAAGAGUUGGUUCUGUGAGGUAAAGGAUGAGCCCCAAGAUAACCCUCUCACAGCUUCACUGCAAAUAACUGUGUUUAAGCUAAGCAUCGUGUUCUAGGUGCGUAGUAUCAUGCUUAAGCAUUGUUGGUCGAUGACGAAGUUCCUUAUAAAUUGAGUUGACAAGAUGAAAUAAAAGAAAACAAGAAUUGUUUUUAUAAAAAUAAUUUUAAAAAAUGAAACAAGAGUCAUGUUGUUAUUUUGGCAAAAAUUACUUUGUAAACCUCUUUGCUAGAGGGGAAAACUUUCCGGUUUUGUUGGAAAAGGAUGAGUAGAUUUCAAAGAGUAACACUCAGUUUGCCUGAAAUAAAAAAUCGAAUUUGUGAUAUGAA
Messenger RNA from Carica papaya (papaya), 2011 nucleotides. The record is from RefSeq and is a predicted model, not a curated record. NCBI's taxonomy places the organism in Eukaryota, Viridiplantae, Streptophyta, Magnoliopsida, Brassicales, Caricaceae.